This is a messenger RNA of Aplysia californica (California sea hare), 656 nucleotides long. RefSeq names its product dynein heavy chain 10, axonemal. The transcript is spliced from 4 exons. Lineage: Eukaryota; Metazoa; Mollusca; Gastropoda; Aplysiida; Aplysiidae. The record is from RefSeq and is a predicted model, not a curated record. Gene Ontology annotation, molecular function: ATP binding. The coding region runs from base 30 to 656 and encodes 208 amino acids.
UCACAUAUAUUUUGUUCCAGGCCCUGUCCAUGAACCUGGGCGGUGCGCCCGCGGGGCCGGCCGGGACGGGGAAGACAGAGACCACCAAAGACCUGGCCAAGGCGCUGGGCCUGCUGUGUGUGGUCACCAACUGUGGCGAGGGAAUGGACUAUAAGGCUUUCGGCAAAAUCCUGUCAGGCCUGUGUCAGUGCGGAGCCUGGGGCUGCAUGGACGAGUUCAACCGCAUCGACAUAUCCGUCCUGUCCGUCAUCUCCACCCAGCUGCAGACCAUUCGGCACGCGCUCGUUCUGAAGCUGACUAACUUUACCGAUGUGGUUCUGAUGAGAGCCUUACGGGACAUGAACUUGCCCAAGUUUGUGUUUGAGGACGUCCCGCUGUUCCUGGGCCUCAUCUCGGACCUGUUCCCGGGUCUGGACUGCCCCAGGGUACGCUACCCAGACUUCAACGACGCUGUGGAGCAGACGUUUACGGACAACGGCUAUAUCCUGCUACCUGUUCAGGCGGACAAAGUGGUGCAGCUGUACGAGACGAUGCUGACCCGACACUGCACCAUGAUCGUCGGGCCCACAGGUGGAGGCAAGUCGGUCGUCAUGAACACCCUGGCCCAGGCACAGACCAGGUGGGAGAGACAUUGCUCUGAUAAUGACGACUGUUGA